Molecule: messenger RNA, 1599 nt
Organism: Formica exsecta
Lineage: Eukaryota; Metazoa; Arthropoda; Insecta; Hymenoptera; Formicidae
Gene: Trmt6
Product: tRNA (adenine(58)-N(1))-methyltransferase non-catalytic subunit TRM6
Exons: 1
Coding region: 78-1493 (471 amino acids)
Biological process (GO): tRNA methylation
Cellular component (GO): nucleus; tRNA (m1A) methyltransferase complex
Source: RefSeq, a predicted model, not a curated record
CCUAAAAAAAGCAACAAAUUCUUUUAACCUAAAAAGUAACGAGUCUUUGCAUUUGCACGAGUAGCAUUCCUAGUACAAUGAAUAGCGAGUCCACGGAGAGCGUGAUCACGGUGGGCAUCCACGUGAUAGUCAAGAAGCAGAGCUUCAGUAAAGUAUACAAGGUGUCUGAAAAUGGUACUCUGAUGUUAGGGAAAAAUCAGAGGGUGGAGAUGCACGAGAUCGUCGGCAAACCGUUCUGGAGCACAUUUGAGAUGGUGCCGAAGCCUGGCAAUAAAAAUACAUAUUCAUUGAAGCUGGUGGAACGAACGGAAUCGUGGAACGAUCUGAAAGGCGAGCUGAGCGGACAGGAUAAUCGCUUUAUUACGGAUGACGGUAUGUCGCAGAAACUAUCAAAGGAGGAGAUCCUGCGGUUGCAGGAGGACGGUAAGAGCGGCAAGGAGAUAAUCAGCAGUCUCAUUGAGAACAGUGUCUCCUUUGCGGCUAAGACUGAAUACUCGCAGGAAAAGUACAUCAAAAAAAAGGAACGCAAAUACUUCAGAUUUCUGAGGAUAUGCAAACCUACUAUAGUGUCACUACACGAGGUAUAUUUCAGACAGAAUCACGAGAAGAUCGGCGGCCUGAGAAUGGAUGCCCUGGCACAGAUAUUGUCCUACAGCGAUGUGCAGGCUGAUGGCUUACACAUGCUAUACGACAGCGGAUGUCAGGGAUUACCUGCUGCAGCUAUGUUGAAUAGAAUAGGAGAGAAUACCAGCGGCUACUUGAUCAAUUUGCAUCCCGGCAAUAUGCCUCAACUUGCGAUUGUUCAGGCUAUGAAUUUUCCACAAGAGUUAAAAGACAGACACAUUGCAGCGAAUAUUUAUAGCUUCCUGAGAUUACAUUAUCAAGGCGAAUCGAGUGUGUUAGACAAUAUUUCCACAUCUUCUAAAAAGAUUACUGAUCAUAUCAUUAAAAGAACACAAGAUAUUGAGGAACCGGUAGAAAAAUUCAAUGGAGAAACCAAGAGUGACGAAGUGUCUCAAAUGGACACUGAAAUUACUGAACUUGAAACUGAUACAGGAGAGAAUAGUACACUCUCUCUUUGCAACACUCAAAAAGAUGCUGAUACUUUGAAACGGAAACACGAACCUGAGGAAUCUGAAGAAGUAAUCCCUGUAAAGAAGCCAAAAUGGUUUUUGGAGACACAACGCGCCUUGGAUUUAUUGAACAGCUCGAAGGUUCGUGGCUUAACCAUCGUAGCGAAAGAACAUCCUUUAAAUAUCGUAAACGCCCUGUUACCUUUUCUGGGAGCUUCGCGACCAUUCGUCAUCUUCCACACGUAUCGAGAGCCUCUGCAAGAGACUUACAUGGAACUUAAACAGAAACGCAAUGUCAUAAAUGUGAAACUCUUUACAAAUUUCUUACGUUCCUAUCAAGUAUUACCCGACAGGACUCAUCCUGAUAUACUCACAAGUGAUACUGGUGGCUAUAUCUUAACAGGAUACUUAGUUCAAUAAUAAAUAAAUGUUGAAUAUAUUUUAAUAUAAAAAGUUGAACAAUAUGCUAACAAAAAAUUAUAAUUUUUUAUGCAAAUAUAACUAAUUAUAUUUUACACUACAUAUA